GGCCAGAUUUUAUCUUCCGUUUCCAACUUUUAAUUGGCAACAGGAUUUGGGGGACUUGAUACGCGCAGAAUGUGUACGUUGGCCUAGGGAGCACGUCGUAGAGCCGCGAGAUGGGAGGCCACGGUGGUUUGAACAUUUUACCUCAGAAAAAGUGGAACGUUUACCGCCAUGACCGCCAGUACGAAGUAAAGUUUGACGAACAUCGCGAUAUCGAGGGUAAACUGCGAGAGAAGGAGUCUAGCAAGAGGUCUGGUCUCAAGAAUUCACUCGUUGAGCUCCGCAGAGAAGCACAGGCCUCCAAGAAUAAACACCAAGAGGAUCAAGUCUACACUGAAAAGGGAAGAAAGAGGAAACACGACUCGGAUAGGAAGCAUUCCGAUAGUAGAAAGGACGACGGGGAUUCCCGGAGUCUAGCAGAGGCUAGUCACAUUUCUGACGAUGAAGAAGAUGCAAGGCUAGUACUAGAGUUUGACAAAAAGGUUACUGGCCGCCAUAUUAACCUCUUUGAGGAUGCCGAAAGAGAGUUUGAACAGAGAGCUAAAAAGAGACGAGAAGAACUCAUCAAGAGCGGGUGCUACGUCUACAACUCCAAGGACAAGAAGAAUUUAAACAUUUAUGUAGAUGAUGACUCGGCAAAACUCGUUCCAGAUUUCAAUCGCAGACCAACCCCGUGGUAUAUGAAACCCAAGACGGACUAUUCUACCAAAAGCGCCGUAGAAUAUGAAGCUGUUGAACCGCAAAUUGCAGAAACAAGUAUCGGCGCAAAGACCAUAAAGGACCUGAGGGCAGAGAGAAUGGCCCGUGAAAGUUCCGAGAGGGAACGGGCUCUAGCACUAUUAGGGUAG
This is a messenger RNA of Theileria equi strain WA, 845 nucleotides long. RefSeq lists its product as hypothetical. NCBI's taxonomy places the organism in Eukaryota, Apicomplexa, Aconoidasida, Piroplasmida, Theileriidae. The record is from RefSeq and is a predicted model, not a curated record. The transcript has a single exon. Bases 111 to 845 code for a protein of 244 amino acids.